AUGGACAAGAAGGCAGCUGUAUACUACGCGUAUCUUCAGCAAGCUCAAGCUUUCUACGCAUUUCCGUUCCAUCAAAUGAUGACUGCAGCACCUAGCAUGGAGAUCAUGACUGAGCAGCCGACUCUAGAGGGCAUUCCAGAGCCAAACAUUGCUCAGGAGCCUCCAAAAGAAGUUAAAAAAGGAGGAAGGAAAAGAAAAGCCAAAGCAACUGAGCCAAAGCAACCCAAAAAGCCUGCUGCUAAAAAGGAAAAAUCAGCCAAGUCAAAAGGCAAACAAGAAAAGAUCACAGAUACUUUUAAAGUCAAAAGAAAAGUGGACCGUUUUAAUGGUGUAUCUGAAGCUGAACUUCUAACCAAGACUUUACCUGAUAUUUUGACCUUUGAUCUGGACAUUGUAAUAAUUGGCAUAAACCCUGGCUUGAUGGCAGCUUACAAAGGACAUCAUUACCCUGGACCUGGAAACCAUUUUUGGAAGUGUCUGUUCAUGUCUGGUCUAAGUAACGAACAGCUGAACCACAUGGAUGACCACACCUUGCCACAUAAAUAUGGGAUUGGAUUUACAAACAUGGUUGAAAGGACAACACCUGGAAGCAAAGACCUCUCCAGCAAAGAGUUUCGGGAAGGAGGGCGAAUUCUGAUGCAGAAGUUACAAAAGUAUAAACCUCGUAUAGCAGCUUUCAAUGGAAAAUGUAUUUAUGAAAUUUUUAGUAAAGAAGUUUUUGGAAUAAAAGUUAAGAACUUGGAAUUUGGACUGCAGCCACACAAGGUGCCAGAUACAGAAACUCUCUGCUACGUUAUGCCAUCAUCCAGUGCAAGAUGCGCUCAGUUUCCUCGUGCGCAAGACAAAGUUCAUUAUUACAUAAAGCUGAAAGACUUAAGGGAUCAACUGAAAGGCAUCGCACCAAACACAGAGGUGCAGGAGGUGCAGUACACAUUUGACUUGCAACUUGCACAAGAGGAUGCUAAAAAGAUGGCUGUCAAAGAAGAAAAAUACGAUCCGGGUUAUGAAGCAGCGUAUGGAGGAGCUUACUGUGAUCGUGCACCGUACGAAAGUGAACAGUGCAGUUUCUCUUCAAAUGGAACUGCAGGAAGCAAUCCACAGUACUGUGAGGGGUCGUCCUUCGGGGAAGUUCCUAAUGGACAAUGGAUGACACAGUCCUUUGCAGACCAGAUUCCAGAGUUCAGUGCUGGUAUGACGCAGGAAGAAGAGGGAAGCAGCGCGUAAGACCUGUUUCUUCUCGGCUAUGCACACAUGCUGCAGUUUUAAUGCAGUGAUCAAGAUUGGUACCUCGGUUCUCCAACUGAAGCAUUUUAAUAGUAUUUUAUCUCUCCUAGUUAUUUUAUUAUAGUCCAAAGUAAGUGUGUGGUAGGCUCAAAUCGAUGAACUAGAUAAUUUUAAGGAACUGUCCAAACUUUUUUAAAAAAAGUUAGCCCUUUUUUGUAUAUGAGUUUUAUAUUUAAUGUGUACCAUUUCUUGCAGUUUUUGACAAAUGGCUUUCUCAUUUGUGAAG
Nipponia nippon (crested ibis) is the source of this 1510-nucleotide messenger RNA. The record is from RefSeq and is a predicted model, not a curated record. Lineage: Eukaryota; Metazoa; Chordata; Aves; Pelecaniformes; Threskiornithidae.